Penicillium alfredii is the source of this 1767-nucleotide messenger RNA. RefSeq names its product serine hydrolase domain-containing protein. Lineage: Eukaryota; Fungi; Ascomycota; Eurotiomycetes; Eurotiales; Aspergillaceae. The record is from RefSeq and is a predicted model, not a curated record. The transcript has 4 exons. Bases 1 to 1767 code for a protein of 588 amino acids.
AUGGUGCCGAUUUUGCGAGCAUCGUCCUUGUUUCUGUUCUUCUCUUCGGCAUGGUCCUUCACGCCCUGCCCGCUCCUCGGACCCUCUUUUCCGCCCUUCACGCUAGAUCCCAGUGACAAGGUCGUGGGAUCGGCACUCAAGAACCUGACGGCAAGAUUCGACAACUUGACCAAGUCAUCGACGGGUUCGCACGGCGACAUCUCGCCCAAGACCACCUUCAGCAUUGCGCUGUUCUCCUCGGACGAUGGCAGCGCUGAGGACAAGCCGUUCUUCUGGGACUACCACCACACGGCACCCGCCCUGAAGGAGAAGUCUUCCUCCUCGAACAAGGUCGUCCGCAACACCACCGACGACAGCAUCUACCGCAUCGGUGGGCUCACCCAUGUCUUUACGCUGUGGAGUCUGUUGAACCAGACCGCGGACCAGCAUAUCUUCGAUGAUCCUGUUUCCAAGCAUCUUCCAGAAUUGGUCAACAAGGACUCGGCUAAGGAUGAUGUUAUUGGUCAUGUGCAGUGGGAGGAUAUCACUGUCGGCCAGCUGGCGAGCCAUAUGGCUGGAGUGGCUCGGGACUAUUGCUCGAGCGACCUGACCUCACAGAAGAAUGCCCCCAAGGCCGGUCUGCCGCCUCGUCAGGCCUAUUCUCUGCCGUGCUGUGGAGAGAACUCCAAGUGCAGCACCAGCGACUUCCUCAAACAUAUCUCUGGCCGCAUGCCCGUCGUGGCUCCCGGCGCCUCACCCAGCUACUCCAACCUGGCGUUCCAGCUGCUGGGGUACAUUGUGGAGAAACAGGCGAAGAAGCCAUUCAACGAGGUUCUGGAGGCUGAUAUCUUCAAGGCUUUGAAACUGCAUGAAACCUCCGUCUUUGCCCCCAAGGACUCUUCCAAGGGCAUCAUCCCCGUCAGCAAGGAAGCCAGUGGCUGGUCGACGCGGUUUGGCGGAGACGAAGCAUCGAUCUCGAUGUUCUCCAGCGUCAAGGACAUGGCCAUCGCCGGCAAAGCCAUCCUCAACUCAGAGCUCCUCUCGCAGACCCAGACCAACCGCUGGCUGAAACCAGCCACCUUCACCUCCAACCCCGCCAACACAGUCGGCUACCCCUGGGUUAUCUACACCGACAGCCGCGCCUACCCCCAGGGCCCCAUCAUCAACACGUACACGGUGCUCAGCAACGAGGGCGACCACGAGAGCCUGUACAGCUCGUACCUGGGGCUAGUACCAGACUACGGAGUCGGAUUUAUCAUCCUGUCCGCGGACACCAAAAAGCCCGCCGACCUGAACGCACACGCCGACAUCAUCGGCGACGAGUUGCUCGAGGCCCUGAUCAAGUCGUCGCUGCUGCAGGCGACUGAGAACUUCCGCGGCGGGUACGCUGCGUCCAACAAGCACCUCAAUUCGUCGAUUUCUGUCAAGUCCGAUAAAUUGCCUGGUCUGUUUGUUGAGGACAUUAUUAGCAAUGGUACCAACUUCCGGGAUACCCUUGCUCAGCUUACUGGCGUCAAGAAGUCCAAGGAUCUGAGUAUCCGUCUGUAUCCGACCCAGUUGGUUGAGAAGACUACUAAGGGCUCGAAGCAGGCGUUCCGCGCUGUUCUUCAGGACAAGACGGAGUCGGCUGAUGGUGGUACUCCUACUUGUGUGUCGUGGUUGGACCUCGAUAAGUUCCAGUAUGCUGGGCGCGGGCUCGACGAGUUCAUCUUCACUUUGGAUAAGACGGGACAUGCUGUGAGCGUGGAGAUUCCGGCUUUGCAGGUGAUUCUGGACAAGAAGAAAUAA